Molecule: messenger RNA, 695 nt
Organism: Epinephelus lanceolatus (giant grouper)
Lineage: Eukaryota; Metazoa; Chordata; Actinopteri; Perciformes; Serranidae
Source: RefSeq, a predicted model, not a curated record
GAGCUCAGAGGAGAGAGAGAGGAGCACAGGAGAGAACUUACCUCUCUGUCAAAGGAGGUGAAGGAGCUCAGAGGAGAGAGAGAGGAGCACAGGAGAGAACUUACCUCUCUGUCAAAGGAGGUGGAGGAGCUCAGAGGAGAGAGAGAGGAGCACAGGAGAGAACUUACCUCUCUCUCCAAGGAGGUGAAGGAGCUCAGAGGAGAGAGAGAGGAGCACAGGAGAGAACUUACCUCUCUGUCAAAGGAGGUGGAGGAGCUCAGAGGAGAGAGAGAGGAGCACAGGAGAGAACUUACCUCUCUGUCAAAGGAGGUGAAGGAGCUCAGAGGAGAGAGAGAGGAGCACAGGAGAGAACUUACCUCUCUGUCAAAGGAGGUGAAGGAGCUCAGAGGAGAGAGAGAGGAGCACAGGAGAGAACUUACCUCUCUGUCAAAGGAGGUGGAGGAGCUCAGAGGAGAGAGAGAGGAGCACAGGAGAGAACUUACCUCUCUCUCCAAGGAGGUGAAGGAGCUCAGAGGAGAGAGAGAGGAGCACAGGAGAGAACUUACCUCUCUGUCAAAGGAGGUGGAGGAGCUCAGAGGAGAGAGAGAGGAGCACAGGAGAGAACUUACCUCUCUGUCAAAGGAGGUGAAGGAGCUCAGAGGAGAGAGACAGAGAGAGAGAGAGAGACAGAGACUGCUACUAGAGAGAUUACUAUG